AUGGCAGCCAUCAAGAAGCCCUCGUCCGAGAAGAAGCCCAAGGCCACCCCCAACACCAACCCCUUCGGCCUCACCACUCGUGAGAUCGAGAUCAUGAUCUGCGCGUGGAAGUGCCUCGACGAGGUGGGCAAGAUCGACAAGGAGCUCCUUGCCACCCUGACCAAUCUCGGCAACGGCGCCUCCGCCGGCCGCUCGUUCCGCAAGAUCAUGGCCACCAUCAAGGAGGCCAAGGUGGACCCCGCCCCCGGCACCCCAGGCACUCCCACCCCAGGCGGCAGCGGUGAUGGUGCCGCCGCCGCCGCCGCCGCCGUCGCGGCCGCCAACCCCGACUCCCCGUCCCUGCUCGCCUCCGACAAGAAGGGCAAGAAGAAGGCCGGGGCCGGCCGCAAGCGGGUCCUGAACGAGACGGAGGAGUCCCCCCACCACGGCAGUGGCAACGAGGAGGGCGUGAAAAAUGAGAGCGACGGUGCGGAGGAGAGGCCCAGGAAGAUCCCCAGGCUCGUCCUCGGACAGCCCGUCGUCACCCUCAAGAAGCUCGAGGCCGCUGAGGGCGGCGGCUCUGAGGAGCUGGAGGCUGGGGAGGCCUAG
Molecule: messenger RNA, 588 nt
Organism: Diaporthe batatas
Lineage: Eukaryota; Fungi; Ascomycota; Sordariomycetes; Diaporthales; Diaporthaceae
Exons: 2
Coding region: 1-588 (195 amino acids)
Source: RefSeq, a predicted model, not a curated record